AUGACCUCAAGUUUGGGCCUUAGCACAAAGAAAGCACUCACAAUCCUGAGAGACCAGUUGUCAGCACUGCUGGAGGGGCAUCAGAAGGAGCGGAAAAAAGUGACUUCAUGGAAGGAGGUGUGGAGGAGCAGUUUUCUGUACCAUGGUAACCGUUGCUCCUGUUUCCACUGGCCUGGUGCAUCUCUGAUGCUUCUAGCAGUGCUGUUGCUGCUGUGCUGCUAUGGGAGCCAGCCACAGGGGAGCCAAGGGGCUGAGAUAGUUAAUGCACUGGCACUCUUCCUCCUUCUCCUCUUGGAUCUCUUCAUGAUCGGGCGUCAAGAGAGGCUGAAGUGCAGAGAGGUGGAGAGGAGACUUCAGACAAUCAUUGAUAAGAUAAAUGAUACGCUUGACAAAGAGGUGAAAUGGCCGGACUCCAUGUACCCUGACCUUCACAUGCCUUAUGCCCCAUCCUGGUCCCUUCAUUGGGCCUACAGGGAUGGUCAUCUUGUCAACCUGCCUGUGAGCUUGUUAGUGGAAGGAGAUGUCAUUGCUUUGAGGCCAGGCCAGGAGUCAUUUGCUUCUCUGAGAGGGAUUAAGGAUGAUGAGCACAUAGUUCUGGAGCCAGGAGAUCUGUUUCCACCGUUCUCACCUCCGCCCUCCCCAAGGGGGGAAGUGAAGAAGGGACCUCAGAACCCUCAGCUGUAUCGUCUCUUCCGUGUCUUGAAGACCCCAAUAAUUGAUAAUGUCAGGUGGUGUCUGGAAAUGGCUUUGUCACGUCCUGUGACAGCCUUGGAUAAUGAGAGAUUCACUGUACAGUCAGUGAUGCUGAAAUACGCUGUCCCCAUUGUACUGGCUGGCUUCCUGAUCACCAAUGCUGUGCGCUUCAUUUUCAAAGCUCCUGGAAUUGCUUCUUGGCAGUACACUCUUCUUCAGCUACAGGUGAAUGGUGUCCUACCCAUCCUUCCGUUACUCUUUCCUGUCCUGUGGAUUCUUGCUACGGCCUUUGGAGAAGCCAGAGUCUUGGCCCAGAUGAGCAAGGCCUCAUCCACCUCACUGCUUGCUAAGUUUUCAGAGGACACUCUCAGCAGCUACACAGAGAUGGUAUCUUCUCAGGAAAUGAUACGCUGUAUCUGGAGCCACUUCCUCUGUGUUUUGAAAGGCAAAUCCCCAACUCUGAGCUUCACUUCCAGCUUGCUCCAUAGUCUGGGAUCUGUCACUGUGCUCUGCUGUGUAGACAAGCAGGGGAUUCUUUCCUGGCCAAACCCCAGCCCAGAGACUGUUCUGUUCUUCAGUGGGAAGGUGGAACCACCUCAUGAUAGCCAUGAAGAUCUGACUGAUGAGCUCUCUACACGGUCCUUCUGCCAUCCUGAGAUGGAAGACGAGCCCCAUGAAAGAGAUGCUUUGCUCUCUGGCCCCCUGGCAGACACAGUCCACAUGACCAAUGAGCAGGAGAGGAACAACUGGUCUAGUGACCCUCCAAAGGCUCCCGAUGCCCAUGCCCACCGAAAGCCAAACAGCAGAAGCAAGCAUCCCUCUGGGUCCAAUGUGAGUUUUAGCAAGGACACAGAGGGUGGAGAGGAGGAACAUACUCAGGUUGUUGGUGACAGUGAGGUGUUGGCUUGUGAGGCUGAAGACUUUGUGUGUGACUACCACCUUGAGAUGCUUAGCCUGUCCCAAGACCAGCAGAACCCCUCCUGCAUCCAGUUUGAUGACUCUAACUGGCACAUGCACUUGAAUUCCCUCAAACCUCUGGGCCUGAACGUGCUGCUCAAUCUCUGCAAUGCCAGUGUGACAGAGCGUCUGUGCCGCUUCUCUGACCACCUCUGCAACAUUGCCCUUCAGGAAACUCACAACGCCGUGCUGCCUGUCCACGUGCCCUGGGGCCUUUGUGAGCUUGCCCGGCUAAUAGGUUUCACACCAGGCGCUAAAGAUCUUUUCAAGCAGGAGAACUAUUUGGCCUUGUACCGCUUGCCAAGUGAUGAGAUGGUUAAGGAAACAAUCCUGGGGAAGCUUUCAUCGAUCACCAAGAGGAGACCACCCCUGAGCCACAUGAUCAACCUUUUUGUGAAGGACACCACUACCAGCACUGAGCAGAUGUUUUCUCAUGGGACAGCUGACAUCAUCCUCGAGGCCUGCACAGACUUUUGGGACGGUACCGAUAUCUACCCCCUCUCUGGCUCUGACAGGAAGAAGGUGUUAGAUUUCUACCAGCGAGCCUGCCUCUCAGGAUACUGUUCUGCCUUUGCAUACAAGCCAAUGCAUUGUGCCUUGUCCUCUCAGCUGAACGGCAAGUGCAUAGAGCUAGUGCAGGUCCCUGGGCAGAGUGCUAUCUUCGCCUGCUGCGAUCUGCCUGGGACCACCCCCAUCAAACAGAGCAGUCGGAGGAAUAGCUGGAGCUCAGAUGAAGGGAUUGGGGAAGUGAUGGAGAAGGAAGACUGUAUCCAGGCUCUGAGCGGACAGAUCUUCAUGGGAAUGGUCUCAUCUCAGUAUCAGGCCCGCCUUGACAUUGUCCGCCUCAUUGAUGGAUUGGUCAAUGCCUGCAUUCGUUUUGUCUACUUCUCCCUGGAAGAUGAGCUCAAAAGCAAGGUGUUUGCCGAGAAGAUGGGUCUUGAGACUGGCUGGAAUUGCCACAUAUCUUUAACGCCUAAUGGUGAUGUGCCUGGCUCAGAGAUCCCUCCCUCUAGCCCCAGCCAUGCUGGCUCUCUGCACGAUGACCUACAUCAGGUUUCUCGAGAUGAUGUGGAGGGGCUUCUGCUGAUGGAAGAGGAAGGGCACUCAGAUCUCAUCAGCUUUCAGCCAACAGACAGCGAUAUCCCCAGCUUCCUGGAGGACUGUAAUCAGGCCAAACUCCCACGGGGGAUCCACCAGGUGAGACCUCACCUGCAGAACAUAGACAAUGUGCCUUUGCUGGUGCCACUCUUCACAGACUGCACCCCAGAGACCAUGUGCGAGAUGAUCAAGAUCAUGCAGGAGUACGGGGAGGUGACUUGCUGUCUGGGAAGCUCUGCCAACCUGCGGAACAGCUGCCUCUUCCUGCAAAGCGAUAUCAGCAUAGCACUGGACCCUCUCUACCCAUCUCGCUGCUCCUGGGAGACUUUUGGCUAUGCCACCAGCACCACCAUGACUCAUGUCUCUGAUGAGCUCACCCCACUGCAGCUCUCAGGGCAGCUCAACAGCCUGCCUUGCUCCAUGUCCUUCCGCCAAGAAGAGAGUACCAGCAUCAUCAGGCUUAUAGAGCAGGCCAGGCAUGCAACGUAUGGGAUCCGCAAGUGUUUCCUCUUCCUGCUGCAGUGCCAGCUGACCUUGGUUGUCAUUCAGUUCCUCUCCUGCCUGGUGCAGCUGCCCCCCAUCCUCAGUACCACAGACAUCGUGUGGCUCUCCUGUUUCUGCUACCCACUGCUCAGCAUCUCCCUCCUGGGCAAGCCUCCCCACAGCUCCAUCAUGACCAUGGCAACAGGAAAAAACUUGACUUCCAUUCCUAAGAAGACUCAGCACUACUUCCUCUUCUGCUUCUUGCUGAAAUUCAGCCUGACCAUCUGCUCCUGCAUCAUCUGCUUCGGGUUUACACUGCACGAGUCCUGCAAAGAGGUGAACACUACCAGCCUCAAUCUCACCGCCUGCUCCUCCAUCAUGCUGCACAGCAAUGCUGAUGGUGCUCCUGACUGGUUUGGGACAUUUUCCAAUGCUCUUCUUGUAGCCCAGAAGCUCUCAGCUGGCCUGAUCGUUUUACACACAGUGUUCAUAUCCAUCACCCACGUCCAUCGCACCAAGCCGUUGUGGAAGAAGAGCCCCCUCUCCAACCGGUGGUGGACGCUCACUGUGGCUGUUGUAUUGCUGGGGCAAGUGGCACAGACUGUGCUGGACCUGAAACUCUGGAAAAACCUCAAUUCUUCAUUGACCUUUAACCACGUUUCCAUCUCCCCGGUCUCAUGGCUCCUGGGUUUUCUUUCCUUGGUCCUUGUGGUUAUCAUCAAUGAGAUUGUCAAGCUGCAUGAAAUCAGGGUCCGGGUCCGUUACCAAAAGAGGCAGAAGUUGCAGUUUGAAACAAAGCUGGGGAUGAAUUCGCCAUUUUAA
This is a messenger RNA of Leptosomus discolor (cuckoo roller), 4053 nucleotides long. The record is from RefSeq and is a predicted model, not a curated record. NCBI's taxonomy places the organism in Eukaryota, Metazoa, Chordata, Aves, Leptosomiformes, Leptosomidae.